This is a messenger RNA of Doryrhamphus excisus (bluestripe pipefish), 845 nucleotides long. The record is from RefSeq and is a predicted model, not a curated record. NCBI's taxonomy places the organism in Eukaryota, Metazoa, Chordata, Actinopteri, Syngnathiformes, Syngnathidae.
GUGAGCGCCCCUGCUGGUGGCAGGAAGUGUGUGCGUGUGUGUGUGUGUGAGAACAUGUCAAACAUGAUGGUCUCAGAUGUUGGAGGACAUGUUCCUCAACGCUGGGAAGAUGAAGGAGAUUAUUUUUAUCGUCAAGUUAUUUUUAGAUCAGUCACCUCCUUCCUCGCCGUGAGAUGUUCGCGUGUCCUCCCGCCUUCCAGAAGCGUCCCGGCAUGGCCGAGCACGUCCACGGGAGCACCGUGUCCUCGGAUGUCCACUCCUCCUCCGUCCUCGAGCCGGAGCAGAGGGCAGCCUUGGUCUUCGUCCUGGUCCUCCUGGUCUUCCUGGGCCUGCUGAUGGUGCGCUGCUUCCGCAUCCUCCUGGACCCGUACCGCAGCAUGCCGUCCUCCACCUGGACCGACUACACCGAGAAGUACACCUUCGACUACCGGAUCUCCUGACAGGCGGCGUGAGAGGUGGCCAGACCCCCCGCGGGUUGCCGCCUGAGGAACCAAAGGAGCUUCAGAACCUCGGAAGCAGAAGAACCAGAAGCUUCACGGGAUGCUCUUAUUCACAAAAGCAACCGGCUUUUCACUCCCUGCACGCCGCCACGAAUAGAUGGCAGUCCUGUGGGAACAUCAUUUCAUCCAAGCUCACAUGGAAGCACGGACUCCAUAGCUUUGCUACCAGAUAACAAAUACUGCAGUAGCAUGCAGUAUAAGUCAUACUGUACCACUGUACUGUAUAACAUGUACUCCAUAGCAUGCGGUAUAACACAUACUUCACUCUUUGCUCUUUUUUCCACAUUUUUGCAGUUUUUUUCCAAAUAUUUCAACUGAUUUCAUCAAUAAUCUUCUUCCAUUGUA